AUGUGCUCGGAGCGUGCAAUGGAGGCUUCCCUGCGAGAGCCGAUGCAGCAAUUAGACCGCUACGGUCUGGCCGCGUGGGUGCGCGCUGGUCCAGAGAGGGCGUUGGAUAAGCAGUUCCGCCCCGGCCAGUGGAUUGACUGUGACUUGCGCGCAUUUGACCUUUCGACACUGGGACACUUUGAUGUGAUCUUGGCCGAUCCUCCGUGGGAUAUCCACAUGUCGCUGCCGUAUGGGACUCUGUCGGAUGACGACAUGCGUGCGUUGGACGUGCCAGCGCUACAAGCGGAGGGCCUGCUCUUCCUGUGGGUGACGGGCCGGUCUAUGGAGCUCGGGCGCCAGCUACUGGGACAAUGGGGCUACACGCGUGCGGAUGAGCUGAUCUGGAUCAAGACGAACCAGAUGGAGCGGCUCGUCCGGACGGGCCGUACGGGCCACUGGCUAAACCACUCGAAGGAGCAUUGCCUCGUCGGCAUCAAAUAUGCCAAGCGGCGCGACCAGCCCGAUGCUUGGGCCCCUGGACAGAGUCGACACGUGCUUCCGUGGCUCCAUGACGGUCUGGGCACCGACGUCAUCGUGUCACAAGUACGGGACACGUCCCGCAAACCUGACGAGCUAUAUGCAAUGAUCGAGAAGAUGUGCCCCGGUGGGCGGAAAAUUGAGCUCUUUGGACGGAGACACAAUGUGCGCCCUGGCUGGCUUACCCUGGGUAACCAGCUGAAGAGCACCUACGUAGUGGAGCCAAAGCUCCAAGCAGCGUGUGCAGCUACGGAGCCGGCGGGUCCGGCGGUGCCGCGCACGCCCGCACGGACCUCAAUUACAUAA
This is a messenger RNA of Malassezia sympodialis ATCC 42132, 822 nucleotides long. It is a transcript of the gene IME4, whose product is annotated as mRNA (N6-adenosine)-methyltransferase. Gene Ontology annotation, cellular component: RNA N6-methyladenosine methyltransferase complex; nucleus. Gene Ontology annotation, biological process: methylation; mRNA modification. Gene Ontology annotation, molecular function: nucleic acid binding; mRNA m(6)A methyltransferase activity. Lineage: Eukaryota; Fungi; Basidiomycota; Malasseziomycetes; Malasseziales; Malasseziaceae. The record is from RefSeq and is a predicted model, not a curated record.